UCACCCUCACUAGCCAUGUGUAAUAACACUGACAAGUCGUCUUGUCCCUUCUGCUUGAAUCGUUUCCCAUGAGAUUCCCAAGUACACAUGCCAUCCCGUUGCUUGCAAAACUACCCUCGCUCCGCGCAGCCUUGGUCCCACCCCUCUCAUGCCACCACCCAUCGCUCAACAAAACCCACACGGUUGUUGUUGUUGCUCUUGUUGUUGUGCAACAACCUUGCUUGCAGGAACGGGCAUCAAGACGCUUGGCACGGCCAAGUACUGACGUAUAGUCUCGAGCCUAGAAACACCAUAGGCGUCCUCUCAUAUUAGAUCGAUGGGUGCCGGAACGACUUGCCCGGUCCAUUGGCCUGUACGACCGUUUACGGCUCCCUGCAAUAACUCCCUUGGUUUGGCUUGAGCUUGGACAAGGCUCGGGCAUUAUUAGGGACAUUGGCUAGUGCGGCCUCUAACAGCAUUCGGAGAAGCCGGUCACAAUUGUUUCCACUUCUCCAUCCCAUGAGGUAAGGUUCGUUAGAGGGUGUCAAAAGUCCUUGUGCCCAACGACCAUGUAUGAUACAGACAUGUAUUUUUUUCUUUUACAGUAGCCGCGCGUCUACAAGCCUGAGGUGAUGAUGAAUGGCUGGUAUCCUGCUAUGGCGGGCUGAGCCUAACCUGAGGCUUCUUUCCUAUGAAACAGGAGAGCCUUCACUCAAUCACCGAGCAACCCUCUUUUCCAAAGGCACCCACGCAAACGCCAUAAGCAUUGCUAUCUAGUCUACGUGGUGCUCGAGUGAUGGCUUGAAACUUUGCUUGGCUUUUAGUGCUGUGGCGAUGUCGCCAUGACAGUUCACUCCAAUCCAUCUAUACGAGUCUCUUAUCGCGCACCGCCUACAGUGGCAACCAUGUCUGCGUAAGGGGAUGUGUAUUUGCCUGUCAAAUUGCCCCAGCAUCUACAGUUCUCUUGGAAUGCGCCAUGGGUAGCGUCCGGGAUCCAGCAUGUCAUUGGGAGGAUUUGGUAUUCUCCGUCGGGCAAAUCACUCACUGGCUUCGCAGCGCCCUGUCC
Periconia digitata is the source of this 1045-nucleotide messenger RNA. Lineage: Eukaryota; Fungi; Ascomycota; Dothideomycetes; Pleosporales; Periconiaceae. The record is from the annotation of a GenBank genome assembly.